Molecule: messenger RNA, 2541 nt
Organism: Aspergillus alliaceus
Lineage: Eukaryota; Fungi; Ascomycota; Eurotiomycetes; Eurotiales; Aspergillaceae
Exons: 10
Coding region: 1-2541 (846 amino acids)
Biological process (GO): negative regulation of transcription by RNA polymerase II
Cellular component (GO): nucleus; transcription repressor complex
Molecular function (GO): protein binding
Source: RefSeq, a predicted model, not a curated record
AUGUCCCAGCUUGGCAAAAGCCUAUUUCGCAAUCCGUUCCACAGGCGCAAGAAGUCUAGAGAUGCGAAAGCCCAGAUAGACCACCAAGAGGACGGCCCGACUAAUGUUCUCCUUCCAACUCCUUCCAGCCAGUCCAGUACUCAGCCUACCCAGCCGGCAUCAAAACAAGCCUUCACGCCUCUAGACCUGUGGAAAGUUGCUUAUGAUCAUGUAAAUGAUGGGGAGCAAAGGAUUUUGUCAACAGUCCGAAGUCCUACCCAUCUGGAUGAUGAGAGAAACCAUUCCCAGACAAAUGCUCUGAUUGGUGAGAAGCUCAUUAAUGCGGCACUAUCCUUCAAAGAUAUUAUCAGCGCUGUUGCAACUUUCGAUCCUACCCAGCAUGCAGCUAGUGCUUGGAUAAUCGUGUCACUUGGGUUAACCAUGACCAAAAACCGUUCUGACCUACGAGAUACGCUAUUCGAAUCAUCGGAAUACCUAGCGGAUGUUCUCACGCAGCGUGCAUUUAUCGAGAAGAAUUUCUACCUUAGGGGCAAUUUCAGCAUCAAAGAUGUCUUGGGAAAUGCAAUAGAUCCUAGCGCGGGAAGGAAGCUACUAGACUGGGUCACCGCUAUCACUGAGCACCCACUCACAGAGCUGAAGGCCUCAGUUGAAAAGGAAAGGGAAAAUAUAUUCCAGUGGAUUGGAUUAGUCAAACAGCUGCAACGUGGAAAAGGGGCAGAGGAUAUCCUAUAUCAAAUCGAGAAACUUACUGAAUCUGUGAAUCACGUUAAUGAAAAAUUCAGCCUUGCGAACCUCUAUGUUGCGGAAGGAGCAUUUUGUAUUUCCUAUAACAAUCAACAUGAGGAUUUUUGCCUCCCGGACACCAGGACGGACCUUUGUCGCCAAAUCUUUGAGUGGGCUGAGUCAGAUGGUAAAUUUAUAUUUUGGUUAAAUGGAAUGGCGGGAACCGGCAAGUCUACUGUUGCCCAGAUACUGGUAACUAGGCACCGGCGACUAGUGCCUGACAUCUUAAACGCUAUCCAGGACGAUCCGAAUAUUGCAUUUAAAUUUCUCAACCAGUCUAUGCGGAUAGUAAUUGUUAUCGACGCCUUGGACGAAUGUGACAAGGAAGAUGAUGUGCGAAUAAUACUUCAACUCUUAUUCAAAUUGCUGGAAAUUGAAUCUGUACACCUGCGAGUAUUUCUGACCAGUAGACCUGAACUGCCAAUUCGUUUUGGCUUCAAGCAGAACAAGAAUCAUCUGGACCUGGUUGUCCAUGAACUUCCUGCCCCCGUGAUUGAACACGACAUUCGUCUAUUCUUGAAACACAAGCUUUCGGAAAUACAGGAUGAGCGCUCACUUCCCCCGGCUUGGCCUGGAAAUGAAACCAUCGAAGAGUUGGUUCAGAUGGCUGUUCCAUUAUUCAUUUUCGCAGCCACAGCAUGCCGCUUUAUUAAAAAAGGGACACAUCCAAAAAAGCGUCUCCAAAAGCUUCUUGAAUUUCAGCCAACUACAGCUACAACUCAAAUGGACAAAAUAUAUCUACCAGUUCUGAAUCAACUCACAGGCGAUGAGGAAGGCAACUCAAAGGAGCUUGUGGAAGAACUCCAGGACAUUGUUGGGGUUAUUAUUGUCCUUACCCCCCCCCCCCCCCCCCCCCCACUCUCUAUUGAAUCCCUUGCCCGGCUUCUGCAAAUAUCGGCAGGCGAUAUCAGCGAGCUAUUAGCUUCUUUGCAUUCAGUCCUCAACAUACCGAGUCGCAGAGAGGCUCCAGUGCGCAUUCUGCACUUGUCUUUUCGAGACUACCUCCUAAUCACGGACAGCCCUUUCCAUGUUCAUGAGCAAGAGACCCAUAGAACAAUAGCGAUACAUUGCCUCCGAGUUAUGGCCACCGAGCUCAAACACAAUAUCUGUUGUCUAGCAAGUUACGGUACACAGCGCAUGGAUGUAGACAAUCAGGUCAUCAACCAGCACCUCUCGGCAGAGUUGAAAUACUCCUGUCAUUAUUGGCACUUCCUUCACUGGUUGGAGGCACUGAGUUUAAUCGGGAGUAUAUCUGAGGCGGUGGAAAUUAUAGAUACACUGGAGUCAAGCAUAUGGAAAAGCAUGGGUGCUGAGGUUUCAGACUUUCUCUAUGGCGCAAGGUUUACUCUUGAGAACACUUAUAUUGCUAGUAUUGCGCCACUCCAACUCUAUUGUACGUACACUACCAAAGGUGGAAAUCUAUGGAGCCCUAGUCUACAAACACUUGAGGGCCAUUCAGGUUCGGUUCCAUCAGUGGCCUUUCCCCCUGAUGGACAAACACUGGCCUCAGGCUCUGCCGAUCAUGCCAUCAAGGUCUGGGAUUCCAAGACUGGCACUGAGCUGCAGACGCUCAAGGGUCAUCGUCAUUCAGGUUCAGUUCAAUCAGUGGCUUUCUCCCCUGAUGGACAAACACUGGUCUUAGGCUUUGACAAUGCCACCAUCAAGAUCUGGGAAGCCAAGUCUGGCGCUUUGGUGCAGACGCUCAAGGGCCAUCCAGAACUGUAUCUCUAUCCAAUAACUGGGUUGCCUGGGAGGUGA